Molecule: messenger RNA, 2076 nt
Organism: Symbiodinium necroappetens
Lineage: Eukaryota; Dinophyceae; Suessiales; Symbiodiniaceae
Source: the annotation of a GenBank genome assembly
AUGCAUCGUGAGAUUGCACAGUUUGCGACCGAAGUCCGCAAGCACGGGGACAGGCUUGACUUUCAUGACGCGGCUUUGCAGGAUCAUAACAAACUUCAUGAGGGGAGUCUCUCUCGUAUUGAAGCUCUAGAAAAGGAGGUUAAAGAGCUGCGGGCUGCGUCUAGAUCACCCACUCCUUCCCGUGCACCCCCUUCUCCUGGAGCCCGAAGCCUGACGCCCCAGCGAGAGCGCAACAUCGAAGAGGAGCUCCAGAUGGCUAUAGGUGGUUGGGAGGACUGUAGGCGCGAUGAGGCAGUGGAGGAAGCUAAAGCCAUUUUUGAAGCAGCCCAAAUCCCCAAUGCAUGGCUGGAGAUCUGGUCCCCUUAUUCCAGGACCUCGCAUGUCAGAGUUAUUCUCCAGUUCCCUCCCAACUACAAGACUGUGCCUCAGCAGCGAGCCUUCCAAACUGAGGUCCUGGAGAAACUGAAAGGUAGGAAGUGGACAAGUAAUGUUCCUGGCAAUGAGGGCAGGACCAUCUGGAUUCAGCGACACAGAAGCCCGGAGGAUCGGGCUAAGAUUCGGGCUAUUGUCAGCGUCAAGGAGUUCAUUGACCAAUUAACUUUUGGCGGGGGCCUUCGGAAGAAACAUGCAGAGAUUGACUGGAGGGGAAAACUCUUUGUCGGUAACGUCAACGUACUCGGAGGCCCCCACGAAAGUGACACCCUGCAGGACCUUGACCUUCCUCUUGCUGACCCGCGGGGUAACCACACAGGGUGGUUCAUCAAAGCUGAGCACUUUGCCCGUGCGACCGGAUUGCCUGCUGAACAGCUCCCAGACUUGCGGGAGGAAGUUGGAGGCUUGAAAGAACUUGCAUUGCUGGGGUGGGGCCAGGACGAAGUACGUCUUGGAUCUUCCUCUUAUGUAAAACCCCUGCUCACAGGAUUGGCGGUGAUUCUUCGAUCAGGUGGACGCAAGGUACAGCUCCUUUCUGACCUUAACCUUGACCUCAUGUCUCUGCAUGCCAACGAGAAUGAUGAGAGGAGAGCUAUCUGGUCUGAGGUCUUGGAGGACUCGGAUACCGCUCUUGGAUCGGACCACAGAAGGGCCCUGAACUACAGUCAUAUGCACCGCUGUGGCAAGUGGCGCGUAGACCUCUCCCAGGUCUCGCCUCACAGGCAUGCUCCCGACCAGGAUCCCUCCGAUACAGGGAUACGCCUGAAAUUAAGUGCCGCCGGGGACUACCACGCGGUCAGAGGACAGGAGAAAGCAACCAGAGAGAUGAAGUCUUUUUACAAGAACAAAUAUACUCCCCCCGAGCCCACGUCCCCCAGUGACACUGCGGACACCUACUUGUCUCUGGCACAGCAGGCGGGAAAAAGCACUGGACAGGACGGCGUCCCCUAUGAGCUGAUGUUCUCGAUAAUGCAGUCGCAAGUGCAUCUUGCCACUAACCACUUGCGCAACCAGAACGUCAUGCUGCAGUCCCUUGUUCUAAGGGCCCAGGACCAGAUUGAGAAAACAAUUCGUGGUUUAGGCGCGAGAGUGACAGCCUUGACCGGAGCGGUGACCACCAUCGAACAGAUGUAUGAGGCGACUGCUGGAUGUAUCAAUGACGUCUUCCAGGCUAUGGACGAUGUGAUGCGUAAAGAGAACUCCCUUUUCCAAGAACACACAGCGGUGGUGGCCCGAGCUGUUAAAGACCUUGAGGAGACUUUCCGCAGCACUCUGGCAUCGCACAAACAGAUGUUUGAGAGCUCUGGUUUCUCGCAUGUCACGUACUUCAACGAUAUUUUGAGGCUUGAGAAUGACCUGCACUCUAAUUUGCAUGAGCACAUCCUGCCCGCACUGCGAUUUAUUGCAGAUAACUUGCAAGCCCUUUCCCAGAGUGAACAGAAGCGGAUGCUAGCCGGCAACGUCUUCGUGCUCACCUUGAGGUCCCGGCUCUCUAGCCGCCUCGACAACACGGCUGGCGAGGUCAUUGACCGAUUCCUACAGAUGGGCCCCGAGUACUUGAAGAAUAAUUUGGUGCAUGGAAUUCAGUACGUUCUGCAAGCACAGCCCAACCCCGACGAUGGGUCUAUCCUUAUACGCACAUGA